This is a messenger RNA of Aspergillus luchuensis, 915 nucleotides long. RefSeq lists its product as uncharacterized. The record is from RefSeq and is a predicted model, not a curated record. Gene Ontology annotation, molecular function: oxidoreductase activity. The transcript is spliced from 3 exons. The coding region runs from base 1 to 915 and encodes 304 amino acids. Lineage: Eukaryota; Fungi; Ascomycota; Eurotiomycetes; Eurotiales; Aspergillaceae.
AUGUCGGAAAACUACGGCGACUAUCAGACUGAGAUCUAUGGCCGCGGAGCAUUGACAGGCGUCUUGCCUAAUGUUACCACCGAUCCUCGCUUACUUGAAGCACAGGCAAAGAAGGCCCUAGGCGAGCGUAGCUUCAAUUAUGUGGCUGGCGGUGCUGGGGAGAAGGCUACAAUGGAUAGCAAUCGGUUGGCUUUUCGACAAUGGAAGCUAAUCCCGAGGAUGCUGAAGCCGAUGAAUGAUCAGAACCUUGCGGUAAACCUUUUUGGCCAGCAAUAUCCAACUCCUCUUCUUAUGGCGCCGGUCGGCGUCCAGUCUAUUUUCCAUGAUGAUAAGGAGUCUGGCCUUGCAGAAGCUUGCGGGAAUGUCGGGGUCCCGUAUAUCCUCAGCACCGCGAGUAGCAGCUCGAUUGAAGAGGUCGGGCAGGCAAACGGAGACGGUAAAAGAUGGUUCCAACUCUACUGGCCGCGAGACGAUGAUAUCACGCUAUCAUUGCUGAAACGCGCCAAAGACAAUGGAUUCUCCGUCCUGGUAGUUACGCUCGACACUUGGUCGCUCGCUUGGCGACCAGCGGACCUGGACAAUGCCUACGUUCCGUUCAUACGGGGCGUCGGCAACACACUCGGUUUCACGGAUCCCGUGUUCCGUGCGAAGUUUGAGAAAGAGUCUGGUUCGACAGUGGAAGAGGACAUUGUGGGGGCAUCCAAGUCAUGGAUAUCCCAGGUAUUCUAUGGUCAGCCGCAUGCGUGGGAGCAGAUUGCAUUUUUGCGAAAGAAUUGGGACGGUCCAAUUGUACUCAAGGGCAUUCAGCAUGUGGAUGAUGCGAAGCUCGCCCUUGAGGCGGGAUGUGACGGUAUCGUUGUUUCAAACCAUGGAGGUAUGUGGCAGUCGCUCUCCAGCGAAGGUUCUUUCUACUGA